This is a messenger RNA of Humulus lupulus (European hop), 1725 nucleotides long. Its product is annotated as SAC3 family protein C. The coding region runs from base 47 to 1276 and encodes 409 amino acids. Gene Ontology annotation, cellular component: cytoplasm; transcription export complex 2; nucleus. The record is from RefSeq and is a predicted model, not a curated record. The transcript is spliced from 8 exons. Gene Ontology annotation, biological process: mRNA export from nucleus. Lineage: Eukaryota; Viridiplantae; Streptophyta; Magnoliopsida; Rosales; Cannabaceae.
UAUAGAAAAAGUCAAAAGCAUAUGUGUAGCAAAGAGAGAUUCUGUUAUGGACAGGAGUAGGCGUUUUCAACGUCGAAACCCUUCUGCUUCUUCUUCAAACAGUUCCCGCUUCACUCCCUCCAAAUCCUCCGAUCUCACUCCGCCCACCCGUAAAUCUGGUCCCAAUUCCGACGAUAACACUCGCCAUGGCCGAAUCGGACCUAGAAACUCUGCCCAACAAGGACAAGAUGAUCCAAAUGACCUCUCCACUCUUCCCACCAUUGUUGGAAGUUGCCCUUUUAUGUGUCCAGAGGGGGAAAGGGCACAGCGUGAGAGGCUAAGAGAUUUGGCUGUGUUUGAAAGACUGAAUGGAAAUCCAGCUCUAUCUUCUCCAAGCUUGGCCGUCAAAAAGUUCUGCAGAACGAUAACCACAAAGCAAAUGCAUACAUCAGAUGUUCGGCCUCUACCUGUAUUAGUAGAGACGCUGAAGUACCUUCUAAACUUGUUAGAUUCUUCAGAACGCUCCUUUGAAGUUAUUCAUGACUUCGUUUUUGAUAGGACAAGGUCCAUAAGGCAAGAUCUAAGUAUGCAAAAUAUUGUCAAUGACGAAGUUAUCCAUAUGUAUCAGGAAAUGGUUAAAUUCCAUGUCAUAUCACAUUACAAGCUCCGAAGUUGUAGUAAUUCACAAGAUGCUUCUUCACUACAUUACCUUAACAUGGAGCAGCUCACUAAGACUCUGACUUCACUAUUUAAUUUAUACGAAGACAAUCGAAGUUCCAAUUCUGCUUGUGGGAAUGAAGCUGAAUUCCGUUCUUUUUAUGUGCUUCUUCAUCUUGGUUCUAACGGCCAACCUAUGGGUGAGUCAUUAUCUCUAUGGUUUCGUCAUGUGCCUUCCUUAAUCAUUCAUUCCAAGGAAAUGCACUUGGCUCGGGAUCUCUUAAGAUCUUUCAGGAUUGGAAAUUAUAAGCGUUUCCUAAUUGCUAUAGCAGCUGAGGCAUCAUAUCUUCAAUAUUGUAUCAUUGAACCUUAUGUUAAUGAGGUCCGAGCAUUGGCCCUCUCCUUUAUAAAUAAUGGUGCAUACAAGCUUCAUCCAUAUCCUCUGGCACACCUAGCAAAACUUUUGAUGAUGGAGGUAUCAGAUGUGGAGUCAUUUUGCAAAGCUUGUGGUCUGGAGAUUUGCACAGAUGAACAAGGAAAUAAUGUGUUACCAACCAAGCAAACCACCUUCUCUUGUCCCAAGGGAGGGUUUCAGCGCUACAGCUUUAAGGGUUUUGGACGGUUUGAGAAGGAACUCUAAAUUGUUCGCAGUGGAUAUAGGAAGGUGUAUGAGACAACCAUUUUCCAGCUUCCAUACCUAAAUUUGCUACUUCAUGGUAUGCAAAUUAUGUCGCGAGAUAAAAUAAAUAAUUGCAUGCUGAUUCAAACCACUAGUGCAAUUGCUGAACUAUAAAUUAUUCAACUGCAACAGCUUCGGGAGAGACUGAGGCAUUUGACUUUUUCCUAAGUUUGAUAGAAUAAACUAUAUCUAAGGGCCCAGCAAUCGUAAUCUUAUGAAAUCUCUUACCUUUUUAGCCAAAUUUGGUCCUUCCUUAUGAAAGUUGUAAUCUCUGUACUUGUAAAGUUCCACAAAAACAGUAUGAAGUAUUGAAUAGUUCUCACUGUACAAUUGCUUAUUAUCUUAAUUGUGUGUGAUCUUUCUCUUCUUCGAGAAUAUUUCAAGAUUAGGUUGUGAUUAUCAGAACUCCA